AAUAUCCAAAUGACUCUUUUCUUUUCCAGAUACACUGCAGAGACUAAAGAACAACUAUGGGCAUUCAUGUUACAAAGCUUUUUUUAGAGAGAGAAUUUGAAAACUUAAAGAGAGAUUUGGAGAAAGCCAGUCUCCCUGAAGUGGCAGCUGAAUACAAAAAACGUUUAGAUAAAAUGCAUAAUCAGCCCCUUAAUAUCGCAGUUACUGGAGAUGCCGGGGCUGGGAAAUCCUCCUUGGUCAAUGCUAUCCGGGGUGUAAGUGAUCAUGAUAUGGAGGCCGCCAAGGUUGGAGUAGUAGAAGAAACCAUGGAGCCAAAGGAAUAUCCUCACCCUAAGUUCCCCAAUAUGAAAAUAUGGGACCUUCCAGGAAUCGGAACACCUAAAUUUCAGGCAGCAGAAUAUCUGAAGCAAGUCAACUUUGAAAGAUAUGAUGUCUUUAUUAUUGUUUACUCCGAACGCUUCACUGAAAAUAAUGCUUUGCUGGCAAAGGAAAUACAAAAAAUGAAUAAGAAGUUUUACUGCGUGCGUACCAAAAUAGACCACAGUAUAGAAAGUGAAAAGAGGAAUCCAAAUUUCAACAUGGAGGAAACCCUGGAGACCAUCAGGAAUUAUUGCGAGGAUCGCAUAAGAGACACAGGUGGGCCUCCUGCAAAAACAUUUCUGAUAUCCAGCUGGAAGGUAAAAGAGUAUGAUUUCCCUCUCCUGCAAGAGACAAUAGCUACUGAACUUCCUGAACACCAGAAAGAUGUUUUAACACGGGCUAUGCAUAUUUUCUCAGAAAAAGAAUUGAUGAUGAAAAAAAAACUAAUGAAAUCCUAUAUAGAGAAGGUAACGCUGGUAUCUUGCUAUUGUGGAACAGUUCCUGUUCCGGGUCUCCCUAUGGUUACUGAUAUUGCAAUUUUGCAACAUACUCUGAGACUUUUAUGCAGGGCGUUUGGCUUUGAUGACCGGUCCCUCCAUUUUCUGGAAGUUCAGACAGGAAAACGAUUUGAAGAGCUGAAGUCGGCUAUUACGAAAACCCCGUUAGCCAAUGAAAUUGAUAUGUGCUUGGUAAUUUCUCGCUUGACGAAGUCAUCUCUCUGGGUAUCUUUGUCAGCUCUGGAAGUUAUUCUAGAUUUUAUACCUGUUGUUGGGUCUUUGUUUGAUGGAGCAAGUUCACCGUAUCUCACAUAUCAUUUUCUGAACAAGUUUCUUAACGAAGCUGUGGAAGAUGCCCAAAAUGUUCUAGAAAUGAUCGGAGUUCCUAGGGAACGAAUCCAAGGUAACCCCAAACUCCCCUUUGAAUAAAAAUAUGCUUCAAAUAUUAAAACUACCUAUUUGCUGCCUUCUUUUCAUAAUUCUCUGAUUGAAAUACAUGCUUGAUCCACCCUAAGAGGAAAAAAAUAUCUCUGGGUGCAGAUUAUUUCCAUGGGAAGGCAGAAAUUCAAGAUUUAUCUCUAUGGUUUGUGGGUGGUUUUUCUUUUCUCGUGUUUCUUGUUUUUUCAAUUUUUCUUGCCUUCCCCAAUUCUAUUUGUAACAAUUAUAAAUAACAAAAGAGAAGGGACUGUGGUACUAAGUAGAAAAUUCAUAAACCUUUUUUUUUAAAUGCUGAAAAGAACCCAAUGUACUUUGCUUACCUUGUUAAUGUUAUACUAUAUAUACAAUUCUAUUUGUAACAAUUAUAAAUAAUCAAAGAGAAGGGACUGUGGUACUAAGUAGAAAAUUCAUAAACCUUUUUUUAAAAAACUGCUGAAAAGAAAUCAAUGUACUUUGCUUACUAUGUUAAUGUUAUACUGUGCAUUAUUGUAUAGCUUCAAUAAUUAUCUGUCAAUCCACAACUUUCUUUUUGG
This is a messenger RNA of Thamnophis elegans (Western terrestrial garter snake), 1828 nucleotides long. RefSeq names its product interferon-inducible GTPase 5-like. The coding region runs from base 57 to 1286 and encodes 409 amino acids. Gene Ontology annotation, molecular function: GTP binding; GTPase activity. The record is from RefSeq and is a predicted model, not a curated record. Gene Ontology annotation, cellular component: membrane. NCBI's taxonomy places the organism in Eukaryota, Metazoa, Chordata, Lepidosauria, Squamata, Natricidae. The transcript has a single exon.